CCAAAGCUAGAUAGAUCCAUCCAUACUAAUAUUAAGAUGUCGAGCCAGAAAACUGUUGCUGCAAUAUUAGUUUUGUGCAUGAUAAUGACAACAACAUUACAUGCAAGUGAAAUCGAUGACGUUUCAUGUCCAGAGGCUAUUUCAAAUCUAUUGCCAUGUCUAACUUUUCUAACAGGAUUUCUUCCACCAACACCAUCUGCUGAGUGUUGCACUGGAGCUACUAAUUUGUUCAAUAAGGCUAACACAACUCCUAUUCUGAGAAGUGUCUGCCAAUGUCUCAAAGAUGCUUCUACUAGGUUUGGAGUUAAACCUGACAGGGCUGCUCAACUUCCACAACUUUGUCACAUUAAUUUGUCUUUUGCAAUUAGUCCUACCGUUGAUUGUAGCAAGAUUCAAUGAUUCUCUAUUAGGGUUAAAUCAUGAAGAAAACUUCAGGAGCUAGCUACAUGGAAGAGUUUUUAGUUUGCUUAUGGUUCUCCAAUGAAUAUUUAGAUUAUAUUAAUAAGUAGUCUGAAAAAGUUGAUGUAUUUUUAAUGAAAUUUAUA
Vicia villosa (hairy vetch) is the source of this 545-nucleotide messenger RNA. Its product is annotated as non-specific lipid-transfer protein A-like. The transcript is spliced from 2 exons. The coding region runs from base 37 to 399 and encodes 120 amino acids. Gene Ontology annotation, cellular component: membrane. Gene Ontology annotation, biological process: lipid transport. Gene Ontology annotation, molecular function: lipid binding. NCBI's taxonomy places the organism in Eukaryota, Viridiplantae, Streptophyta, Magnoliopsida, Fabales, Fabaceae. The record is from RefSeq and is a predicted model, not a curated record.